Molecule: messenger RNA, 423 nt
Organism: Prorocentrum cordatum
Lineage: Eukaryota; Dinophyceae; Prorocentrales; Prorocentraceae
Source: the annotation of a GenBank genome assembly
AUGUUCGCAGGGAUCUCCGAGGAACAGGACGACUACAAGUACUUCUACACGCUGUGCGGCCUGCGCCUCAAACUGGGCGUCACGGAGGGCCCGACUCAUUGCGCCAAGAUCGCGGAAUUGUUGCGCCUCCACGCCGCCGAGGAUGAGGGCGAGAUGAUCAACCUGAAGGAGUUCGAGGGCGGCGCGCUGGAGGGCCCGACUCACCGCGCCCAACCCGCGGAGCUGAUUCGCCGCCGCGCCCCGGCGACCGAGGACGUGCUGAUGCGCGCGAAGAUGUGCGAGAACAGCGGGUCGUGCGGCGUCCCGCGCGACUUGGAGCAACUUCGCGAGUGCUGCAACGAUGUGGCUUACAGCGUGUGCGACCUCGUGAAACAUUUCUUAAUUUUGCGAGGUGUCGGCAGGAACGCGGAAAAACGUGGAUAG